Messenger RNA from Spirodela intermedia, 2538 nucleotides. NCBI's taxonomy places the organism in Eukaryota, Viridiplantae, Streptophyta, Magnoliopsida, Alismatales, Araceae. The record is from the annotation of a GenBank genome assembly.
AUGCAAUGGUGGUCCCCUGAUCUGACGCAGCGUCGUUCUCUUUGCUCCUCCCCAGCCUUGCUUCCUUGCACCAGUAGGGCUUCUUGGCCGCAAGGUAGCUCAACCGCGAGCAGCGGUCGGGGCCCGCCGAAGCUGCACUCUGCGUUCCCUUCGACUCCUGCAUUGAUCUCCUCGGUAUCUGAUCUCUUCGAAUUCAUAUGCGCCGGUCCGUUGAUGAACAAACUGGGCUACACUCCGGAGAAGGUUGGAGAGAGAAUCGAUGAGUGGUUAGAGUGCGGAUUGAAUCUCUGCAGGCUGUUCAGGUUGGAUGAGCUUCGAUUGAGCAUACCUCAGAAAGCCAGACUUUACCACUACUACAUCCCUGUGUUCCUCUGGUGCGAGGAUCAGAUCGAGCGUCACAGGUCCACGUUCAAAGACGGCGAGGAGAUCCCUCCUUUGGUGGUACAGAGAUCCUGGAACACCUUGCUCAUUGAUCCCUCUGUGUUUUCUUCAUUUCGCAAUCCUUCUGCCCUAAAUUGCUUGAGUCUAUCUGAAAAAUUUCUUCCCGAUCAAGUCUAAUAAAAUGAAAAUUUCUUCCCUGAAUGUGUUCUUCAUACAAUUCGAUGCCUCGUCAUACUCACUAUGCUAUACUGUUCUUCAUGUUGUGAGCGAAGUGGGAAGGAAUCAGACAGUGACCCACCUUUAGAUUUGUCUUCUACAUGGCAGAUCGGCGUCAGUGCUCCUCAGGGCAGCGGGAAGACCACUCUUGUAUUCGCCCUUGACUACCUUUUCCGGCGCACUGGCAAGUCAGUUCAUAAAUUUUUGCGACUAAUUGAAACUGGAAGGCUUUUCAUCUCUUGGUGUGAUGAAUGGAUACGCUUGUUGUUCAUGGAAAAUAACUGAUAUUGUCUAAACUUUAUCACCAGAAAAUCUGCGACGCUAUCGAUUGACGAUUUCUAUCUGACCGCGGAGGGACAGGUAGUGGGCGGGGUAUUUUCCUUGAAGAGUAAGAUUUUCCUUGGUGUUUUUCAUUUCUUGAUUCGUGGUGUGUUUUCUUUUCUUUUUGUCUGGAUUUUCUUCCCUAGGCUGAUCUCAGGCGCAAGAACCCUGGAAAUGCUCUCUUAGAGGUAUUGAGAUUGUCUCAUACUCCAUUCAUUAUCAGAGAUCAUGGCGCCAUGUCAUAAUUGCUUCUAGUGCUUUGACUUUUUCGCAUCAUCAUCGAUUUCAGUUCCGUGGAAAUGCCGGAAGUCACGACCUGCAAUUCUCAGUCGACACCCUCACAGCUUUAAGCAGACUGACCAAAGAAGGUUCUCUCUCUCUCUCUCCCUCCCUCCCCAAGAUAUUUCUUUUAUUUCUGGAUGAUAAUGUGAUCGGGGUGCGAAUGCUUUUAUCAGUUGAGUGUGGAAUUUUGUAUGUUGUUCCUGCAGUAGAAGAAAGUCCAUUUUCUCUGGUUAUUCGCGUUGAUAUUCUGGUGGAGAAGCAUGCCUAUUCACUGAUUUUAACUUCGAUUAUUGCUUGAAAGUGCUGACUGCGAAGUGAAAAUUUUCAGGUGAGAAGUUCAAACUUCCUCGUUAUGACAAGGUAAGCCGCUGUGGGAUCCGCGGUUCCGCUAAUAUACCAUAAUAAAUAAAUAAAUUUCUUGUGAAGAUUUUUACCAUCUCAUCCCAUCUGUUCAUGGCAGUCGGCGUAUGGUGGGAGGGGGGACAGGGCUGACUCUUCGGCAUGGCCGGAGGUCGAGGGGCCUCUAGAUGUAAGUGGGUGGGAUUUUGAGGGGUGAAAUUAACAGGCGGUCGUUGACUUUAGUCAGCUGUUGUUUCAAUUCUUCGGUCAACCAGGUCAUUCUAUUUGAAGGGUGGAUGCUUGGGUUCAAACCCCUUCCGAAUGAGGUGGUGAGGGCGGUCGAUCCGCAGGUCAGUCGCUAGAAGAUCCAUCCUUUUUGAAGUAACAGUCGCCUCUCAUGAUCAUUUAUAUAUCCCAUGAAUCAUCUGCACUUGCAGCUUGAAGUGGUCAACAAAAACCUGGAAGCUUAUUUUGACUCGUGGGACAAGUUCGUUGACUCGUGGAUCAUCAUCAAGAUCAGGGACCCAAAUUGCGUCUACCAGUGGCGAUUAGAGGUCAGUUUCUGUGUUACGACAUGACGCCUGCUAGGUUGACUUUUUCGGCUGAAGCCCGCGUUUCUCUCUCGUCAUCAUCUCAGGCAGAAGUCGCCAUGAGGGCAGACGGGAAGCCCGGUAUGUCCGACGAAGAGGUACUACUUACGCUCUUUCAUCUUUCUAACUGACCUCCUCCCUCGUCCGAGCUCUAACGAGCUAAUCUGGGAAGAAGAUGGUAGCAGGAAUCUUUUUUUUUUUCGUUUUUUUCUGGGUUGAGAUCCCAUAAGAACAAAAAAUAAUAAUAAUAAUAAACCCUUUGCAGGUGAUGGAUUUUGUGUCGCGGUACCUGCCGGCCUACAACGCCUACCUGCCGGUUCUCUACUCCGAGGGCCCCAGGGGGAUGGACAGAGAUCGCCUUCUCGUCGUCGAGGUCGACGACGGGAGGAACCCCAUCGCCGGGAGCUGA